GCUGACGAAUUGACAGAGCUCAGUGUACGCUAACGCUUCCUUCCAUGUGCAUACACAAUUGCUGGAGUUCUCUAUAGUAACUCCGAACUGAGCAAGUGCUGCUGCGCUCGAUAAUCGACGACGGAAAGUAAAUUCGCGAGUUCCUUCGAUUUUUAUUUCGGCUAUGUAAAUUAGAUUAUUCUGAUCGUUAAUUUGCGAUAUAUUUCGACGACAGAGAAAAAAAAAAAAUUAACGGUCUGCAAGAUUGUGAUGUUAGAAGCCAGUGUCCCUUCCCGAUGUGUGAUGAUAAGACGCGAUUGUGAUUGUGGGUUAUUAAUUUUUAUCACAUGCAGCAAGUUCUUUGUUGACAUUUGAUGGGACGAAGAUUAGGGGCAAUGAUCGCUUUUCUCAGUAAUCUAUGGCAAUGAAUUUAGUUUUGGUUUACAUUGAAGAUAGAGAUUAGAACACGACACAAGUGAUAUGAACGUGAUAAAGUGCAAUUGAUAAGAUCACACAUAAGUGGAUAUCCAAUCGUACCGAUUUGAGUGUGCGCUUACAAAGAACAAGGUUCUCUACAUGAAACGUCAUUAUUUUGUUCAACAAAUGAACACCCGACCGCGAGUUGACCCAGACGGGGUACACAAGAUAAGUUCCAGAACCAAAGACGGUGGGCCUAAAGGAAUGGCCAACGUUGCGUUUGAAGGGACUGACGAAGUUGGUGGUACCAUCUAUGGACCUCCGGAUUAUGGGAUAGUAAAUAUUUACCAGAAAGCGACCGAAGGUUCGCCUGUCGGGGGUAAAGCUUUGUAUAACGGCGGUGAUGAUAGGAGUGACAAUGGCAGUAAUGUAACGGCCGCUGACGAUGAUAGUGACAUAAUUUCAGAGUAUAUCGGUCAUUACGGCCGAUGGCAAUUCGGUUGGACUUUUCUGCUCUGUUUGUUCCAGAUUCCGGUAACCUUCCAUAUUUUCUGCUUGGUGUUUCAGGCCGCCGUUCGCGACUACUGGUGUGCUCGACCCGAUCAUCUACGCGCAAUACCGUUGGAGCUGUGGCGCAACCUGACGCAGCCGGACGGGGGUCGAUGUUCGCUCGUGAACGCUCCCUAUCAUCAGCUAACCGAGCUGAACUUCACCGAUUAUUUCCUAACGGUGAAUGCGUCCUCGCUGGAGCAGGUCAGUUGCAGUGGUUACGAGUUCGAUUCACGCAUUUUCGGCCCAACCAUUAUCAGCGAGUUUGGAUUGGUCUGCGACCGGGAGCACAUGAACAGCAUCGUGGAAAUGUGCUUCCUUGCUGGAGCUGCAAUGGGUAGCGUGGGAAGCGGAUGGAUCUCGGAUCAAUUUGGUCGACGACACACGCUUAUGGCUUUCGCAACUAUACAAGCUGCUACAGGCUUUUACCUAGGAUUUGUCAACUCGCUGGAAAUGUUCAUGGCAGCACGCGCGAUCCUUGGCUUUGCCUCGAUGUCCGUCACCGUGGUAAGUUUCGUGCUGGUCGUGGAACUGGUUAGCGGUAAACCACGAACGGUAAUCGGCAUCCUGAACAUCCUGCCGGUGGCGAUUUCCUACAUGCUUACCGCGGGGAUUGCAUUCUAUGUACGCGAAUGGAGACUUAUGCAGUUCGCUAUAACUGCUCCUGGCGCUGUGCUGCUUCUGAUGUGGUAUUGGGUACCGGAGUCACCCCGAUGGCUACUGGCGAAAGGGAAGAUUGAGGAACUGAAACGUCUUAUCGAUACGGCAGCAAGGGUUAAUGGACGAAGAUUACCGUUGAACUAUGAGAAAACACUAAGCAGCCCUGGUUCCGAAUGCAGCAAAGAUGUGGUGUCCGUUUUUGAUCUAUUUCAGGGAAAAAUCGUUCGAACGACCUUGAUUAUGCUGAUCGUAUGGUUCGCUAUCGUUGUGUUGUACUUCGGCAUUACGUUGCAUUUGAGCAAUCUCGGUGGAGACAUUUAUCUGAACACGGUCCUUGCAGGUGCUGUUGAAUCGAUCGCAAUCUGCCUGAGCAUCGUGGUCGUGCUAAAGCUCGGAUUACGGGUUAAUUUAUUCCUGUACAUGGCAGUUGCUGGCCUGUCGUGCAUUGUGAUGAAUUUCGUCCCGGACGGCAACCUUUGGGUUAUUAUUUUGUUGGCUAUGAUAGUAAAAUGUGCUAUCGGUGCCUGCAACGCAAUCAUUCCGACAUUCACGGCCUACCAGUAUCCAACUACGAUGAGGAACCUUGGCGUGGGCGCUGGAAAUUUGGCUGCUGGAAUCGCUCUCAUUCUUGUGCCGUACCUGUGGUUACUCGAACAUUCGGACCAAUACUUGCCGUUAACGUUAAUGGGAGCUUGCAGCAUAAUUGGAGCCGCCUCGCUACUGGCCCUGAAUGACAAGACCAGUAAAAAGCACAAACUUCAGCACAGUGCAAGCGAAAGUGUGGCUAGUGUGAUCACAGUGUCCGCCGACGACCAAACAAGGCGCAUUGGCAAACAUUUUCCGAAGGACAACAACGAAGCCGGUGUAACCAACAUUGGAUUCACGCAGAAUGAAAGCAUGUUUCUGUAGAAAACACAUAGCUGCAGAGCUGUUUGAGUAUGUUGAACGUACAGGAGAGCAGCGCAGACAGGGUGACUCGCAAGCACAGGUUGACAUGUUUAUUAGUGUAGAUCAAACACCUUUACUGAUAAAGUUAAUUGGAAUUGCGUUAUAUGAGGUUGAAGUUAUAAAAAUAAUGGUACUUUGAACGCCAUUUAUGCAGUCUUGAAAAAAAAAAUUGGGGUAUCAAAGCUAAUUAUCAAGAGAAACAAAUGCCUUUUUUGGAAACUCAGUUAACUUGGACCCUUACACGCAGCAAAAUUUCAUAGUUUGACUACCUGAAUAUGCAGAAACAACACAUGAUACAAAGUACAAGUGGAUUAAGUGGGGUUGCUAGUGUUCAUUAGGCUUUCGACCUUAUUUAUAUCAUCUCACGCUAGUAGUAAGCUAAGCAUGUUUCUAUGAAUAUACUAAUUCCAUCCAUCCUUGCAAAUAUAACUAGUGUUCGAUAAAUGUUAAUCUUAUUAUUUGUUUAUAUGUUAAUCAAAAUUCACUCCAACGAAUUUAGUACGUGUAUAUGCCACUACUGGAGUAAUGUAUUAUAUUUUCUAUACACUGUACAGUAUACCUAUAGUGGACCUUCUAGAAUAAGACAUAAACAUGGGCAGUUAGUAGGAUCAUACAGAUAUUACAGCAAGAAUGCACAAACUUGUUAGGCAUCGAACAUUGUUUGUUUGAAAAUAUGCUAUUUUACAUUGAGUAUUCAAAACUUGGCUACUUAAAGUAUUAUUUGUACAUGAUAUGUAAUUUUACGUUGUAUUUAUGUUGAGUUAUUACACUUUCGA
Wyeomyia smithii (pitcher-plant mosquito) is the source of this 3329-nucleotide messenger RNA. RefSeq names its product organic cation transporter protein-like. Gene Ontology annotation, cellular component: membrane. The record is from RefSeq and is a predicted model, not a curated record. The transcript is spliced from 7 exons. NCBI's taxonomy places the organism in Eukaryota, Metazoa, Arthropoda, Insecta, Diptera, Culicidae. Gene Ontology annotation, biological process: transmembrane transport. Bases 556 to 2514 code for a protein of 652 amino acids. Gene Ontology annotation, molecular function: transmembrane transporter activity.